Molecule: messenger RNA, 1676 nt
Organism: Hevea brasiliensis (rubber tree)
Lineage: Eukaryota; Viridiplantae; Streptophyta; Magnoliopsida; Malpighiales; Euphorbiaceae
Product: beta-glucosidase 17-like
Exons: 13
Coding region: 1-1527 (508 amino acids)
Biological process (GO): carbohydrate metabolic process
Molecular function (GO): beta-glucosidase activity
Source: RefSeq, a predicted model, not a curated record
AUGGCUACCAGAGGAUGCUUCAUCUUCGGCCUCCUAGCCUUAGUCACCUUAGUAACUUGCGCUGAUGGUUUGAAACCUAGCCGAUUGCUGCCAUUCAACAGAAGCAGUUUUCCAGAAAAUUUCAUAUUUGGAGCUGGAUCUGCUGCCUACCAAUCUGAAGGAGCAGCUCUUAUUGAUGGCAGAGGCCCAAGCAUAUGGGAUACAUUUGUCAGGAAACAUCCAGAAAAAAUUGCUGAUCGUAGUACUGGAGAUGUAGCAGAUGAUUUCUAUCACCAUUAUAAGGAGGACAUAAAAUUGAUGAAAAAGAUUGGUUUGGACUCCUUCAGGUUCUCCAUCUCAUGGAGUCGAAUAUUACCAAAGGGGAAAAUCAGUGGGGGAGUGAAUCCACUAGGUGUUAAAUUCUACAAUGACCUCAUCAACGAGCUGCUCGCCAAUGGUUUAAGGCCCUUUGUGACUUUAAUCCAUUUCGAUCCUCCACAAGCUCUGGAAGAUGAAUAUGGCGGCUUUCUAAGCCCCAGGAUUGUGUAUGAUUAUUUAGACUAUGUAGACUUUUGUUUCAAGACAUUUGGUGAUCGAGUCAAGCUCUGGGUAACUAUGAAUGAACCCAAUAUAUUUGCCAUGAUGGGAUACAGUAGUGGUGUCCUUGCUCCGGGUCGAUGUUCCAACUAUUUAGGGAACUGCUCGGCCGGAAACUCUGCCACUGAACCCUACAUUGCUAUCCACAAUAUGCUUCUUUGUCAUUCAGCUGCUGUGAAAUUGUACAAGGAGAAGUACAAGGUUAUCCAAAAAGGACAAAUUGGGAUUACAAUUGCAAGCCAAUGGUUUAUCCCAAAAUACAAUACACCUUCUGAUCGCUUGGCUACUUCUAGAGCUUUUGAUUUCUAUUUUGGAUGGGUUGCACAUCCAGUUACAUAUGGUGACUAUCCCCAAAGCAUGAGGGAAUUAGUGGGAAGUAGACUCCCAAAAUUCAGUGAAGAACAAUCCAAGAUUUUAAAAGGGUCUUUUGAUUUUCUUACGCUAAAUUACUACACCACAUAUUAUGCAGAGAGUGCUCCAUUCACUAACACUAUCAGCCAUAGUUAUGAUACUGACAUGCUUGCAAAAUCAACUCCUGAAAAGAAUGGAGUUCCCAUCGGCACACCGACUGCUUUGAGUUGGCUUUACAUAUAUCCAAAAGGAUUGCAAGAGCUUCUAUUACAUGUGAAGGAGAAUUACAAUAAUCCUCCUAUCUAUAUCACUGAAAAUGGAAUGGCUGACAAUGGCUCCUUGCCACUUGAAGUUGGCCUUAAAGAUAGUAUGAGAAUAAGAUACAUUAGUAGUCACCUAUCUCAUAUUUUAAAGGCUAUAAAGAAGGGUGUUGAUGUGAAGUCAUACUACAUAUGGUCAUUUUUUGAUGAUUUUGAGUGGAGUUCUGGCUACACCAUCCGAUUUGGCAUUACUUAUGUUGAUUAUAAGAAUAAUAACAAACGCCACCUCAAAUACUCAGCCUAUUGGUUCAAAAAAUUCCUCCUAAGUUCUAAUAAUUAAAUUGAAACUCAUUUGGAUUUGUUAAAUUCUGUGAGUGUUGCAAGCUUUAGCUUGAUAAUAGUUGUACCUUUAAAUUUAGAUUAUGUCUUAUUUUGGAGUCUCUCCUCCCUCAUAUUUUUAAAAUUUUUAAAUAAAAAGAGAUUCAUAGA